Messenger RNA from Chlorella variabilis, 2136 nucleotides. RefSeq lists its product as hypothetical. Gene Ontology annotation, molecular function: ribokinase activity. Gene Ontology annotation, biological process: D-ribose metabolic process. Lineage: Eukaryota; Viridiplantae; Chlorophyta; Trebouxiophyceae; Chlorellales; Chlorellaceae. The transcript is spliced from 6 exons. The record is from RefSeq and is a predicted model, not a curated record. Bases 1 to 2136 code for a protein of 711 amino acids.
AUGAGCGGCCGCCGGCCUGCCACUGCGCAGCUGCUGCUGGCAAUGGCGCUGUGCUGCCUUGCACGGGCCGCCUGUGCUGCCCAGCCGCCCAGCAUCCUCACCGUGGGCAGCCUGAACUUAGAUGUCAUCGUGGCCGUGGACCGGAUGCCCACCGGCGGCGAAACCAUCAUGGCACGCAGCCCGGCAGCCACCACCGCCGUGGGCGGCAAGGGCGCCAACCAGGCCGUUGCGGCCGCGCGCCUCAGCGCGGGGUCGGGGCGAGCCAGCAAGUUCGUGUGCCAGUUUGGGAAUGACUCCCAUGCGGCGGCGAUGGAGGCAGCACUGGUGGCAGAGGGCGUUGAUGUGUCGCUGAGCGGGCACGUGUUGCUGGAGCCAGACGGCGGCGCCACCAGCAUCGUGCUGGGCGGCUCCAACACAGCCUUCCCCCGGGAGGCUCCCGAGGCUCUGGCGCACCUGAUGGAGGGCACAGGCGUGGUGAUGCUCCAGCGCGAGGUGCCGGAGCACGUGAACGAGGCGGUGGCGGCUGCUGCCGCCAAGGCCGGCGUGCCGGUGCUGCUGGACGUGGGCGGCGAGGACCGCCCCAUUUCGGACGACCUGCUGCCGCUGCUCGACUAUGUGUGCCCCAACGAGUCUGAGCUGGCGCGGCUGACGGGCCUGCCCACUGCCAGCGAGGCGCAGGUGCUGGCGGCGGCGGCGGCCCUGCAGCGCCGCGGCGCGCGCAGCGUGCUGGUCACGCUCGGCCCCCGCGGCUCCCUGCUGGCCGCCCCCGACGGCUCUGUGCUGAGGCAGGAGGCGCUCGGCCUGCCUGGGGCGGCGGUGGUGGACGCCACGGCGGCGGGCGACGCCUUCCGCGCCGCCUUUGCGGUGGCGCUGGUGGAGGGGCGGCCCUUGCGGGAGUGCCUGCGCUUUGCCAGCGCGGCGGGCGGCAUUGCCACCUCACGCAUGGGCGCGGUGCCCAGCCUGCCCGGCCGGCAGGAGACGGAGCAGCUGGCUGCCAGCAGCGGCAGCGGCGGUGGCGGCGGCAGCGACCGGAGUGGCGGCGAGACUGCGGGCGCGGCCACGGGCGCCGCGGCGCGGCCUGUUGCUGCCGGCGGCGCCGCUGCCUGCGGCGUAGGCACCUGCGCCAGCAAGCCGACCCUGGGGCCUGCGGCGAUGCCUGCGGCGAUGCCGCAAGACUGCCCCCACCAGUUUGCCGCCCGGCUCAACUCCAUGAGCGCACGGCGCGACCUGGCGGGCCCCACCGACGGCGCCGACGACGUCCUGGGCUGGCUGCAGCGCCAGGCCCGCAUCCCUGGCUUGUCCCUGGUGGCCUUCAACCACCCGCAGCACACGGCGGGCCACACGCCAGCCCAGCUGCGCGCCGCGCUGGCGGCGGCGGGGCUGGGGGCGGCGGCCGUGGCGCUGCGCUUUCCAGAGGACUACGCCCUGGGCGCCUUCACCAGCCCCGACCCGCAGCUGCGGCGCGCCGCGGUGGCGCUAGCGGCCGAGGGCUGCCGCUGGGCGGCGGAGCUGGGGGCACCAGACCUCAUUGUGGACUACCCAGCCGCCUGGCAGCACGCGGUGGCGGGCUACCGCCAGCUGGCCGACGCCUGCCGUCCCGGGGUGCGCGUCAGCCUGGAGUUCAAGGCCACCGACGAGGCCACCCGCUGGUCGCUGGUGCCCUCCACCGGCGCCGCCCUGCUGCUGGCCGGCCAGGUGGACCGCAGCAACUUUGGGCUCACGCUCGACGUCGGCCACCUGCUCAUGGCCGGAGAGAGCCCCGCGCAGAGCGUGGCGCUGGCGGGCGCCGCGGGCAAGCUUUUCGGCCUGCACCUCAACGACGCGCACGUCAAGCUGGGGGCGGAGGAUGGGCUGGCGUUUGGGUCGGUGGGCGGCAGCGGCGCGCUGGAGCUGGUGCGGUGGCUGCACAGGGUGAAUUACAGCGGGACCAUCUACUUUGACACCUUCCCGCGGAAGGAGGACCCUGUUCGGGAAGCCGCCUACAACAUCCGCCGCUUCAGGCAGCUGUGGGCGCGCGCGGCGCGGCUGGUGGCUGCGGGCCUGGAUGGGUUUGCGGAGCGGCACGACGCGCUGGGAGCACUGGAGCUGCUGGCGGCGGAUGAGGAGCGGGGGGCGGUGGCGCCUAUGAGGACUUGA